AUGCGCAAGCUCUCCCGCAGCAGCACCGCCGCUUCCUCCUCCUCCACCAACGGCGCUCCUCCUCCCCCCUCCCCCUCCGCCGCCAUACCCGCCUCCCUCCUCGACCCGCAACUUCCCCUCCCGCGCCUCUUCGUCUUCGACCUCGACUACACCCUCUGGCCCUUCUGGGUCGACACCCACCCCACCCCUCCCCUCAAAACCACCUCCUCCCGCACCGCCGCCACCGACCGCUACGGCGAGGAGUUUGCCUUUUACCCAGACGUCCCCCAGAUCCUCCAAUUCCUGACCCGCGCUGCUGCCCCCUCCGGGCCGAUCAAGCUCGGCGUCGCCUCGCGCACCUCGGCCACCGCGCUGGCCCGGGAGCUGCUCAAGAUCCUGCACGUUCCCGUCGGCGAGGGCGCGGGGGAAAAGGCGAAGCGCGCGGGGGACGUGUUCGACGCGGGGAUGGAGAUUUACCCGGGGAGCAAGAUUCGACACUUUGAGGCGCUGCAGAAGCGCACGGGGGUCGCGUACGAGGACAUGCUCUUCUUCGACGACGAGAGCCGCAACAUGGAGACGGAGAGGCUGGGCAUCACCAUGAGGCUGAUCCGCGACGGCUUGACGUGGGCAGAGGUCGAAAAGGGCGUCGAGGAGUGGCGCAAGCGGAGAGGCUACAAGAAGAACUAG
Cordyceps fumosorosea ARSEF 2679 is the source of this 666-nucleotide messenger RNA. Its product is annotated as magnesium dependent phosphatase. Lineage: Eukaryota; Fungi; Ascomycota; Sordariomycetes; Hypocreales; Cordycipitaceae. The coding region runs from base 1 to 666 and encodes 221 amino acids. The transcript has a single exon. Gene Ontology annotation, molecular function: acid phosphatase activity. The record is from RefSeq and is a predicted model, not a curated record.